ACGGCUCUGUGGAGGCCAAACACAAGCUUCAGAGAAUCGAAGAUAAUUUUUUAUAUCAACAAAAAUUGGUUCAAGAUCAAGAAAUUAUAAAUUAAUAUUGUGAUAUGACAUCCGAUUGCUUUAAUUUAAGCGAAUUCUCGGAAUAUCUUGACGAUACCGAUGGUCAUCGCUUGGCACAGUUCUUGCAGAAAAAAAGUGGUACGGUGCGUAAUGGUGUGAAACGAAUUUUUGACGCUGAACCACAGAGAUUUAGUUUAAAUGUACGUCUGAAGCGCAUAAGUUCACCACCAGUGCCAACAACUGAGGUUGAAAAUGAAAAUGAAUGUGUCAUACCAGAAACGCAGGAUGCGGAUAAAGAGAACGAUGUUCAAAAUAAACACAAGGAGGUUGAAUUUCCUCCUGAACAAGAAGUGUUGCAGCAAGAGGCUUCACAAGUAAAUGAAGCACAAUUACUUGUAACUGUAGAUGAAUCAUUAAAUACAGAGCAGAAUGGAAGGCCUUGUAUUGCUUCUGUACCAGUUAUUUUAUCAAUGGCUAACAAUAAAACUUGUCCUGAAACUAAAAGUAUGGUAAUUUCACCUGUGAAAUCGCCAACGAAGCAAUGCACAAUUGAACCUAAAGUAAGAAGUCCAUCGAAACAAUCAGAAGUUUUGCAGCUCUCAAUUCUAGCAGAAGAAAAUGAAUCAAAUAAACAAAUGGAAGAACCACCAUUGCCAAUGAUCCCAGUUUCGCCACAAUUAUUGAAGGUACUCAACCGACCGGAAAAGCAAGCAAUUAGCACUAAGUCAGACACAUUUCAACAAUCAAAAAUACCAUGCCCUAUUAUACCAAAAACACCACGAUCGGCAUUAUCAAAGUUGCCUCGCAGUGGUGGUCUUCGAAGUGGCGAUCGACUACGUCGUCAAGUGUUGAAACGUAUCUCAAAUCUAGAAAACAACGGACGCCGAACUUUACUUGCGGAAUUCGAAAGUACACUUUGCUCAUCAGACUUUUCGCCAGCAAUAUGCAGUACACCAAUGCAUCAUACACCGCCCGCAAAUUUAUUGAAAACACCAGCAAGAAUAAAUAAUUCACUGAAUAGGCCGAAAACGCCGGCAAAAGAUGCAUGCAUUCCAAAUGAAGUGUCUAUGCAACACACACAAAAUAAUGCUGUACAACAACAACAGGAGCCAUUAAUAAAAAAUAUGGUUGAAGCACUAGAGGAGACAAUAAAAAAACUCAAAAGUUUUGAAAAUCCUCCACACACACACACCGUUACGCCCGAGUCUAGUAUAAAUACGACAGAAUUGCAGCAAUCACAAGAACAAUUACAACAAGCACUUGUUCCGGCAUCAACUGAUAACGGAGUUGCUAAAAGUAAUUUGCUUGCUACUGAAUCUUUGCUGCAGGAAGUGCAAAAGACACUGACUGAUUUAAGGCACUCCAAUUUACAAGCACCAAAAAUAGUUAUACCCGUAAAUCAGACUUUUAACAAUGCGCCACCAACACCAGCAGCAGACAAAGAGAUUAGUAGAAAAGAAAGUAAUCCUGAAUGUGAGGGCGAUAAAGUAACGCAGUCCAAAGCGCAGGCCGAUCAAACCACUGGUGCAAUAUCACGCAACAAUAUACACGGCGUCACAUUCUCGCAUUCGCAUUGUACACAGCAGCAUACAAUUUCAGCGGCUAAUUUGAAUGGUGUCAGCAAUUUCAAUAGUCCUAAUCAUCCCAUAAAUCAUCCUACUUUUACGUGUAACAACACAACAACAAAAACUAAUCUACCGACAGACUCCGUACAAUAUAAGAAUGUAACAAGUCUGUCCGGUAAUAAAAAGGCUGCUACCGACAACAACCAACCAAACACAACAGCAGUCCAUUCGAUAUUGUUAAAUGAAAGCAAUAAGCGACGACCUACGCGCUCAGCUCAUACAACGUUAAACAAUACAAAUUUGGAAGAGAAUUUUGUUAAACAACAAAGUUUCGUCAAUCAUGAUGCCUCCAAAUGCACAAAAUUAAAUAAAAGAACGGAAGUUCCCACUGAAAUUGCAAAUAAAGCGCCUAGCACUAAGCAUUCUCUUACAGAGAAAACAAUUUCACAGCUUUUAACUGAUGAUGAAGAUGAGGAGGAAGAUAUGCAUUACACGGUGUAUAAAAGGCAAAUCUUACGUAAAAGUGGCCCACUUAAUCUGGCCACUGAAAAACCACAGACGACGAAGCGUAAUCGGCGGACAAUUAAACGCACAAUGCGAACACGUGUUCACCAUCCAUCCGCCAAAGCGUUCGCGUCAUCAUCACUACUCACAAGUGAUACGGAAACCGAAUCAGGACCACCGCCAGCGCAUCCACUUAAUUUGCAACACGUGAAACCUGUCGAACAUAUAAAAGUACAACAAUUAAGGCGGCGACGACCCUUAAAUAAAGCACCAAGUACACCUAAAAAUGGCGAACUCUUCGCCGAUGAGUUGAAAGCGCAUUUGGCACGUCUAACAAAUCAUGAAAUUCUUGAUUUGCGCAAACGCAAUUCGAUGGGUUUAAUGAAUGGUAAACAUUUGCGAAAAUCGUCAGGUGUCAACAAACAGGCCCUCGAGCAGAAAUUGAAAAUUGAAGAAGAAAUUCAAUUGGAAAUUUUGCGUCGUGAAUUAUUGGGCUACACUGAGGGUUUACGGGGGGAGGUACAGCAGCAAACGGAUUACAGUGAGCUAAAUCAAAAGAAAUCUAGUGCGGCCGAAUCGCCAUUGGCGACUGAAGUAGUUGAGGUAAUUAAAGAAAUCAUCUUAGAUGAACUGCCACAAGCACCUGCAGCAUUCAAGGAUAACACAACUACUAUUGCUGCAGACGGUGCUUUCUUGGACAAUGCAACUGUAACACCGGCACUAUUAAAGAAUAAUACUGCCGGUGGUGUGACUAAAAGCACUGAAGAUAAUUGUAAUGCUGCUGUCGCAGUUUUGGAUACUGAGAAUAAUGUGGUAGAUGCUACUGUUACGCCUGAUGUUCCUGCACCGUUUAAAGAUAAUUCUUGUGUCGAUAUUGCUGCACCUAAUGUAGUUAAUACUAACGACAAUGGAAACCCACUGUACCAAACACUACUACAAUUGACACAGCGCAUAUGUUAUAACAACUCAUUAGUUGAUGAUUGUAGUAAUGAACGUAUUACUUUUGUUUCAACCAAAGUUAAUAAUGUUCAAAAUACGACAAAGGCGAGAAAAACGCGUCAACGAAACAAACAUACAGAAGCGUUGCCUGAAGUAACAAGAAAAUAUUUUCAAAUAGAAGAGAGUUUUAAAACACGCCGCGAGUAUAACAAGUCCAAGCGCUCGCUGUACAGUAAAGGUGAUUCGUUUGACGAAGAUAGCGAGGCCUCAGAUAGUGAAAAAGAAAAUUUAAAAAAAAAUUCGACACUAACGGAGCCAAUACCACCACCACCAGUUAUUUCACCGGUAAGCAAUAUACAAAUACCAUCACCGCCGCCGCCACUGGGCUAUUCGACCGUUUCCACAUUUGUACUGCCGAGCUUGCCAACGGAACAAUUUGUUUUGCCGCCAACGGCAUUUUCCGACAAACCAAUGGAUAGUAGUGCGAAUGGUGCAAAGGCCAAAACAUUAUCCGCGUCGCAUAAUAAUCUUGCUGCCACAACAGUUGUGUGCCAAAAUGAUGAUGAACUCUUCAAAAAGCCCACAAAGCUUGCGCCACGUGUUUCACGUAAACGAAGGCCACAAGAUUCAAAAACUUACAUCUCCAGCAAUGUGAAUCAAACUGAGCGCACAGAUGACACCGAAGGCUUACGUCGAUCGAAGCGCGCACCGAGUAAUCUAACCUCCAAUUGGAAUGGACACUCACUUUUGGAAUCAUUGUUUAAUUCAAGGUCAUUAAAAAAAACUAAAAAGAAGCCAACAAACCGAACAAGCUCCAGCAGCAGUAACGGCAGUAGAGGUGGUGAUCUGAGCACGCCAGUCGCCUCGAGCACAGUAAAUGAUGCCAAUGUGAAGAAGCGGAUUCGUAAAGCUAAAAAAACAGUGAUCGCGCAAGCACCAGUAUUUAGUUACCUUGGCGAUACGAAUAUAACAUCGAGCACCGUGAACUCGCUACGAAAUACCGAAAGUGAUGCGUUGAGUGCACAGCUGGAAGCAAUUCCAGAAACACCCAUCGAAACUGAUGACCAUGAAGCAGCGGUGGCAAGUUCAAUGGCAGUCGCACCAGCGCCAAAUGACAACAAAUUACCAUGCACUUCCUCCUCCCACAGCAACAAAAACGUGAAAACCACAACUAAAGCCAGCGAAACCACAACAAAUAGGAAAAAAAAGACUGGUGCAGCAGAAAAGCAAACUGCGGAACCGAAAAAAAGAGGCAGACCCAGAAAAACAGUUACAGGUGGUAAAAAAAAUCAGCAGCAGCAGCAGCAACAACAGCAGCGAGAAGAAGCUGACGCAGUGGAAGCAGYAGAGCAAAUCGCGGACGAUGACACCGCAAAUCGCACAGGACAAUUGGAGUGUAGUCGCGUUUAUUUGCCACCACCGCCAUCGUUAGAGAAGCUGAAUGAAAUGUUUGACGAAUUGAAAAAUGCCGCCAACAAUUUGAGCGACGGGGAGACCAUGCCGAAUGAUGCAGAAUCGGGCACUUCUACUCCGACGACAGAUAGUAACGUUCGCUUACGACCUGUGCGUGUACGUUUGCGUCGUUUAAGAGCACGUGACAUAUCCGCCGCAACGUCAACUUCGGCCGCAACAAGUUCGGCGUCGACCAAUACAUUAAACAGUGAGUCAAAUCAAACGGCGAAAAGCAAUCGUAAAGAGUUGCUGGAUUGGCUGAAGAAUGUAUCACAUUUGCAAUCGGCCACAAAUGAGCGACAAGUCUUUAUGGAUAUGCGACCUUCCACUGCUGGUAAAUUAUUUUUUACCGAUUUGCAGGGUAUAGACUAUGCCUUUUACGAUACGGAUGAUAAGUGUAGUCUCGGCUAUUUGCGCUUCAAGCCACUGCAGUGCAAGCCUUCGAAGCGUGCGAAGAAGUAUCAUUUGCACUUUGUUGUACUUGCGGGCUCAUUUGAAAUCAGCACGGACCGCGAAAGCGCCAAUUUCGGUGUUGGUGAUAUGGUAGCCAUUAAUAUUGGCUGUCACUAUAAAAUCACAAAUUUGGAAAAUGACAUCRGCGUACUUAUGGUGAUAAAGAAGUAACAGCGAUGCGCAUGCGCACUCAAGUUAUGUUAAUUCUUCUGAAUAAUUUUAUUUGCAAUUAAUUCCUUUAACAUCCUUGAAUCUCUGUGUUAGAGUGACAGUUGACACUCCUUGGCCGGAUAAAAAUCCGGGUCCGUUCCGACUAUCGUGCGAACAGCUGGUUCAGAGCAUCGCAGACUUCGGUAGGUCUUCAACUGUCGAAGCUGCAACAACUUGCAUGCAUAUGCAUUUUGGGUGGUGGCUCUUGGUGUGCUUAACCUCAAACCACUUCAUCUAGUAAUCGGUCAUUUAGUUAAAUGCACUACUUAAAAUGACAGUCGAAAGGUUUGGCAGAGGUGAGGCAAUUCCUAU
Molecule: messenger RNA, 5495 nt
Organism: Bactrocera latifrons
Lineage: Eukaryota; Metazoa; Arthropoda; Insecta; Diptera; Tephritidae
Exons: 9
Coding region: 105-5144 (1679 amino acids)
Source: RefSeq, a predicted model, not a curated record